Molecule: messenger RNA, 1232 nt
Organism: Kogia breviceps (pygmy sperm whale)
Lineage: Eukaryota; Metazoa; Chordata; Mammalia; Artiodactyla; Physeteridae
Gene: INHA
Product: inhibin subunit alpha
Cellular component (GO): extracellular region
Molecular function (GO): growth factor activity; cytokine activity
Source: RefSeq, a predicted model, not a curated record
GAGAAGGGUAGAAGAGGGCGGGUGGUGGGAUGGGGAGGGCAGAGUGGGGAGGCCCUGGGCAGACCCUGGCAGAAGGGGCACGGAGCAGGGUGUGGGUUCACCGUUGGCAGGGCCAGGUGAGCUAUGUGGCCUCAGCUGCUCCUCUUGCUGCUGGCCCCACGGGGUGGGCAUGGCUGCCAUGGGCCGGAGCUGGACCGGGAACUCGUCCUGGCCAAGGUGAGGGCCCUGUUCCUGGAUGCCUUGGGAGCCCCCGCAGUGACUGGGGAAGGUGGGAAUCCUGGAGUCAGGCGUCUGCCCCGAAGACAUGCUGUGAGGGGCUUCAUGCACAGGGGCUCUGAGCCCGAGGAAGCGGAUGUCUCCCAGGCCAUCCUUUUCCCGGCUACAGGUGCCAGCCUCGGGGACGAGCCAGCUGCCGGAGAGCUGGCCCAGGAGGCCAAGGAGGGCCUCUUUACAUACGUGUUCCGGCCAUCCCAGCACACGCGCAGCCGCCAGGUGACGUCGGCCCAGCUGUGGUUCCACACGGGGCUGGACAGGCAGGAGACAGCAGCCGCCAACAGCUCUGGGCCCCUGCUAGGCCUCCUGGCACUGUCAUCCGGGGGUCCCACAGCUGUGCCCAUGUCACUGGGCCAGGCACCCCCUCGCUGGGCUGUGCUGCACCUGGCCGCCUCUGCCUUCCCUCUGCUGACCCAUCCCAUCCUGGUGCUCCUCCUGCACUGUCCUCUCUGUUCCUGCUCAGCGCGGCCCGAGGCCACCCCCUUCCUGGUGGCCCACACUCGGGCCAGGCCGCCCAGCGGAGGGGAGAGAGCCCGCCGCUCCACGCCCCCGCUGCCCUGGCCUUGGUCUCCCGCCGCGCUGCGCCUGCUGCAGAGGCCUCCAGAGGAACCCGCUGCGCAUGCCAGCUGCCACAGAGCGGCCCUCAACAUCUCCUUCCAGGAGCUGGGCUGGGAACGGUGGAUCGUGCACCCUCCCAGUUUCAUCUUCCACUAUUGUCAUGGGGGCUGUGGGCCGUCCACCCCACCGGACCUGUCCCUGCCAGUCCCCGGGGCACCCCCCGCCCCUGUCCAGCCCCUCUCGUUGGUGCCACGGGCCCAGCCCUGCUGCGCUGCUCUCCCAGGGACCAUGAGGCCCCUACGUGUCCGCACCACCUCGGAUGGAGGUUACUCUUUUAAGUAUGAGAUGGUGGCCAACCUGCUCACGCAGCACUGUGCUUGCAUCUAAGGGAGUCCUGGGCU